Molecule: messenger RNA, 3765 nt
Organism: Conger conger (European conger)
Lineage: Eukaryota; Metazoa; Chordata; Actinopteri; Anguilliformes; Congridae
Gene: get4
Product: guided entry of tail-anchored proteins factor 4
Exons: 10
Coding region: 136-1107 (323 amino acids)
Biological process (GO): protein insertion into ER membrane
Cellular component (GO): cytosol; BAT3 complex
Molecular function (GO): protein binding
Source: RefSeq, a predicted model, not a curated record
CAUGUGCCAUCCGAAAGGAAAGAGAUUACUUCCUGUUCACCUGUAAGCGGCUUACUUACAGCACAUUCUGUACAAAACUUGCAGUGCAACGUGUUUAUUAAGGGCUAAAAAGGUCUGAGCAGCUUGGAACAAACAAUGAUGUCGGAGCAGGAGGCUCUGAAGUGCUCCAGCGCCAGGAACCGCGGGGGAGUACAGCGGGUUGAAGGGAAAUUGCGAGCUAGCGUGGAAAAGGGGGACUACUAUGAGGCGCAUCAGAUGUACCGUACCUUAUUCUUUAGGUAUAUGUCACAGGCCAAGCAUGUGGAGGCCAGGGAGCUGAUGUUCAGCGGAGCGACACUCUUCUUCAGCUACAACCAGCAGAACAGCGCUGCGGAUCUCUCCAUGCUGGUCCUGGAGUCCCUCGAGCAGUCUGACACUAAGGUAGCGGAUGACAUUUUAGAGCACCUGGCCGAGCUGUUCAGCCUGAUGGACCCAAACUCCCCCGAGCGCGUGGCCUUCGUGUCCCGGGCCCUGAAGUGGUCCACCGGGGGCUCUGGGAAGCUGGGUCACCCCAAACUGCACCAGCUGCUGGCAGUGACGCUGUGGAAAGAGCAGAACUACAGCGAGUCGCGGUACCACUUCCUGCACUCCUCAGACGGAGAGGGCUGUGCCCAGAUGCUGGUGGAGUACUCUGCCUCUCGGGGCUUCCGCAGCGAGGUGGACAUGUUCGUCGCCCAGGCCGUCUUACAGUUCCUCUGUCUAAAGAACAAGAGCAGUGCGUCGGUGGUGUUCAGCACGUACACGCAGAAGCACCCGUCGAUAGAGAAGGGCCCGCCCUUCGGCCAGCCGCUGCUCAACUUCAUCUGGUUCCUGCUGCUGGCGGUGGACGGGGGAAAGUUAACGGUUUUCACAGUGUUGUGUGAGCAGUAUCAGCCUUCUCUGAAGAGGGACCCCAUGUAUAACGAGUACCUGGACAGAAUAGGACAGCUGUUCUUCGGAGUGCCACCCAAACAGUCCUCAUCCUACGGUGGCUUAUUGGGAAACCUGCUGAACAGCCUGAUGGGGUCGGGAGAGGAGGAGGAGGGGGAGGAGGCGCAGGAGGACAGCAGCCCCAUCGAGCUGGACUGAGGGCCCGGAGGAGGAGCUAGGGGCCACGGAGAGGCAACCCAGACCCAUGCGCUGAAGACCCCCACUCCCCGAAAAACAGCCCAACCCCCACUCCCCGAAAAACAGCCCGACCCAACCCCCACUCCCCGAAAAACAGCCCGACCCAACCCCCACUCCCAGCACCGCCCAGACUGGGCCGGAUCGGAAAGCCAAAAAAAACCUACAAAAAACACAAGAAAUCCAAACUAUAAAAGACCUUUUUCCUUUUCCUUUUUUCUUUUUUUUUGGAAGGAAGGAAUGAAUAAUAAUUAUAUUUUAUUUGAGGUUAUUUUUUACGUGUCUCCCUUGUUAUUUAGGUUUUUUUGGGGACUUUUUAAGUUCUGUGUGUUCGGUUUGUGAACGGGGAAAGUGGUGCCGGGUGUGGGGGGCGGGGGGGGGGGGGCGGCUGCAGUCGGUCUUUUCCGGACUUUUCCUUCUCCUCUCGCAGGGACGCCAGGUACCAACACCACAACGCGUUUGCUGUUUCUUCUUCUUCUCUCAUUGCUUGACAUUUCACACACACAGAGCUCCACGGACAGCUGGGUGUACCAGGGUGUGCCUCCCCCCCCCCCCCCUCUGUUCCUGUACAGCACCUCUCUGUUUGGGGGGGAAGGGCACACUGACCAGGCCUGUGGACCAUCUUCCAGUGGGUGGGGGCAGUAAUUGUAUUAAUAAUAGUAAUGGUAAUAACUUAUACUCCUUGUAAAUGUACAUUGACUUCUUCAACACUUAGGCUGGGUGGGGUGGGGUGGGGUGGGGUGGGCGUAUUGGACUGCGUAGGGAGGUCUUCACUUGGAGAUGUGUCUGAUUGCGGUUAAACUGGCAACAGUGUGGCCGAGCUUGACCGCUGUGUGUGUGUGUGCGUGUGUGUGUGUGUGUGUGUGCGUGUGUGUGUGCGUGCGCGUCCGUGCGCGUACAGGUGUGUCACUGAAUCACAUGCGCAUUUAUUUAAGUGACCGUGUGUGUGUGUGUGUGUGUGUGUGUGUGUGUGUGUGUGUGUGUACAUACAGGUGUGGCAUGUUCCUGUGAAUGCGACUAAAUUCCGGCGUUGCUGCUAGCUUGCGGUUUGUCACACACUCCUCUCCUUCCUCUCCGCUCCUGGUUUGUUUGGUUUGCGUUGCUUUGGGAUGAGCUGAGGAAUUAAGUGUGUGGAAUUAAAAGGAGCGGUUUCCCAGCCCUGUCCGUGCCGUAAUGCUUCUUCAGGGGUGCCUACGUCUGGCCCAGGGGGGAGAGCAGUAAUUCUGGCCCAGGGGGGAGAGCAGUAAUUCUGGCCCAGGGGGGGAGAGCAGUAAGUGUGGCCCAGGUGGAGAGCAGUAAUUCUGGCCCAGGGGGAGAGCAGUAAGUCUGCUGGGUUUGACCUCGGGACAGGACUUACUGGGCUCACUCCAAUCCCUUAUCUUUCUCUUCUUUUAUCUUUUAAUCGCUCCCGACCCGGAAAUCGAUCGAGGUCCGCCAGAUUUUUUUAGGACAUUCCAACCCCCUUUAAAUCUCGGAGCGGGAAGUAGAGCUUAUAAACACCCAAGUCUUUCCUUUGAGCAAGAAAACGUCUUUUUUUUUUUUUUUUUUUCUUCCUCAGAAAGCCUGAUGUAUAAAUGAUUCACCUGUGGGUCCACCUCUCCCCACCUGCCACUGACGUUUAAAAGGGCAAGGACAUUCCGUUCACCUAACUCACGUUUUCUCCAUUUCCCAUUUUUCUUUAUUUAUUUUUUCACUUUGACACUAGCCUCUCCCCAUGGGUGGAGCUAGGGGCAAGAAAAGGAGAAAAUAAAUGAUAAAAGAUGAGAGGAAUGAAUCAGUGGAAUGAGCCCAUUGCCCAUCCAUCUGUAGGGCUGUCUCCACGCCUAUAGCCCAAUAUCACCGGCCAGCAUAUACAAACUGCCUGUUCCUCCGUUCUUGGCUCUUUCAGAUAGACCGUGAACACAUCACAGUUUGAGGCUAAGAUGAGAGGUAAUGAAAAAUUCCCAGUAUGAAGCAAGACAAAUGGCAUCCUGUGCACCCGAACAGAUCCAGAGAAAUUCAGUAUUCCAGGGGGGGAAACUUGUGCUUGUGCAUUUCAAAAACAUGCAGUCGUAAAAAAAACAAAAAGUGUGGGUUUUAAAACUAGAAGUUCUGGUAAAGGUGUGUGUGUGUGUGCGCACGCGCGAGUGUGCGUGAAUAUGUGUGUCUGUGUGUGUAAAUAUUGUAAUGUCUCCAAUAGUAGGACACGCCCCUUAACACGUUGGGACCUGGGACGCUAGAACCCACGUUCCGGAACAUUCAGCUGCACUCUGGCGUUUUGAUUGGUGAAGAUGCGAAUGACAUCACAAUAAAACUUAUCUGACACUACUGAAGACUUCAUGUGGACAGUGUGACGUCUCAAAAUAUGUUUAUUGUUCUCUGACCAAAACAAAACCACCCCCCCCCCAAACAGCCCGGACAGGUAGGCCAGGUACCCGGACUUCGCCUGGAAUGUAUCCCAGCAUGCACCUGAGAUGUGUACGCAGAACGUUUGCCCAGGAGAGCAACUGAAGUGACAAGAAGUCCAGAGGACUCAAAAGCUUACAAACCAGCAUGUUGGGUCUUUUUUUUGAUAACCAGAUUUGGAACGCAAAGGGGUUAUUUAUUAAAUGAUUUACUAAAGGAAAUAAAUGUUAUGGCUGA